Molecule: messenger RNA, 1035 nt
Organism: Coffea arabica (coffee)
Lineage: Eukaryota; Viridiplantae; Streptophyta; Magnoliopsida; Gentianales; Rubiaceae
Biological process (GO): telomere maintenance; DNA repair
Molecular function (GO): DNA helicase activity
Source: RefSeq, a predicted model, not a curated record
AUGGGUCGUAAUAUAAACAACUAUGGACUGGUGCCAAGAGUACUCAAAUUUCAUGACUCAAACACAGAUGCAAGAGAUACAAUUAGUGAAACAGAGAUUAAAGUUUCAGAGGAUGACUUGGUAUCAAUUACUAAACUUAAUCUUGGUCAAAAAGCAGCCUUUGAUACCAUAAUGCAGGCAUUAUACAUUAAAGGAAAAGGAUGUUUCUUUAUAGAUGGACCAGGUGGCACAGGAAAAACAUUUCUUUAUCGAGCAUUAUUAGCUGAAGUACGGUCAAAAGGCUUUACAGCAUUAGCUACUGCUUCUUGUGGAGUUGCAGCAUCAAUAUUACCAGGAGGUAGAACAACACACUCUCGAUUCAAGAUUCCAAUUGAUAUGAAUUCAGUUAACAUGUGUAAAAUUACUAAACAAAGUGCGCUUGCUAAACUAAUUCAAGCAGCUAAACUUAUCAUUUGGGAUGAAGCUCCAAUGGCACACAAAACUGGUAUAGAAGGUGUGGAUACGCUACUAAAAGAUUUAAUGGGUUCUUCUGAAUUAUUUGGCUCAAAAAUUAUGAUUUUUGGCGGUGACUUUAGACAAGUUCUCCCUGUUGUCAGUAAAGGUUCAAAGGAAGAUUUUGUACAAGCUAGCUUAGUAACUUCAUACAUUUGGCCACAGCUUCAUAAACUAUACCUCACAGACAACAUGAGAGCAAUAUCAGAUCCAGAAUUCACAGAUUACCUUCUCCGAAUAGGAAAUGGACUAGAACCAGUAAUACAAGGGUCAAAAGUAAAGAUCCCUCUCCCACUAUUGAUACCAUACAAAAAUGAAACAGAAUCAAUAUUUGAACUUAUCAAAACAGUUUACCCAGAUUUAAUAGCUUUUUCCAAGAACGAUUUUUCAUUGGUAAAUCGAGCAAUCCUUACUACAAAAAAUGAAUUUGUUGAUAUGUUAAACAACUUGUUAAUUAACAUUUUUCCAGGUGAGGCUCAAGAAUAUAUUAGUCGUGAUAAAACACUUGACAUUUCAGAACAAGGCCUAUUUGAAGAUUUUUAG